Messenger RNA from Corvus hawaiiensis (hawaiian crow), 3050 nucleotides. It is a transcript of the gene GALNT13, whose product is annotated as polypeptide N-acetylgalactosaminyltransferase 13. Lineage: Eukaryota; Metazoa; Chordata; Aves; Passeriformes; Corvidae. The record is from RefSeq and is a predicted model, not a curated record. Gene Ontology annotation, cellular component: Golgi apparatus.
CACUUGGAAAAUCAUCCAGAGGUUCAGUGCUGAGGGAAUGCUUUGAGAGCAUGGCUGGAGCAGGACACGGAGUCUGGGCACGGAAUGCAGGUGAUGUGGGAUGCCGCUCUCCGCCUCCCUGCUGGGUCUGUGCCGUGGCGCCGUGAUCCCGCUCCGCUCGCGCCGCUCCCGGGGCUCCGCAGCAGCUCCCAGCAAGGAGCCAUGAGGAGGUUUGGCUACUGCAGGGUGGUCCUGGCCACAUCGCUGCUCUGGGUGCUGCUGGACGUGUUCCUGCUGCUCUACUUCAGCGAGUGCAACAAGUGCGACGACAGCAAGGAGCGCUCGCUGCUGCCGGCGCUGCGGGCCGUUAUUUCCCGGAACCAGGAAGGCCCUGGGGAGAUGGGCAGGGCCGUGCUCAUUCCCAAGGAGGAGCAGGAGAAGAUGAAGGAGCUGUUCAAGAUCAACCAGUUCAACCUGAUGGCCAGCGACCGCAUCGCCCUGAACCGCAGCCUGCCCGACGUGCGGCUGGACGGGUGCAAGACCAAGGUGUACCCGGAGGAGCUGCCCAACACCAGCGUGGUGAUCGUGUUCCACAACGAGGCGUGGAGCACGCUGCUGCGCACCGUGCACAGCGUCAUCGAGCGCUCCCCGCCGCGCCUGCUGGCCGAGAUCGUCCUGGUGGAUGACGCCAGCGAGAGAGAGUUUUUGAAGGCCUCCUUGGAGAAUUACGUGAAAAAGCUGGAAGUGUCCGUAAAAAUCCUGCGGAUGGAGCAGAGGUCGGGGCAUCGGGCACGGCUCCGAGGGGCAGCAGCUUCCAAGGGCCAGGUGAUCACAUUCCUGGAUGCCCACUGCGAGUGCACCCUGGGCUGGCUGGAGCCGCUCCUGGCCCGCAUCAAGGAGGACAGGAAAACCGUGGUAUGUCCCAUCAUCGACGUGAUCAGCGACGACACCUUCGAGUACAUGGCGGGCUCGGACAUGACCUACGGAGGCUUCAACUGGAAGCUGAACUUCCGCUGGUAUCCCGUGCCCCAGAGGGAGAUGGAGCGCAGGAAAGGGGACAGGACCUUGCCUGUCAGGACCCCAACUAUGGCUGGUGGCCUGUUUUCUAUUGACAGGAGCUACUUUGAAGAGAUAGGAACUUACGAUGCAGGAAUGGAUAUCUGGGGUGGCGAGAAUCUUGAAAUGUCCUUUAGGAUCUGGCAGUGUGGGGGCUCCCUGGAGAUCGUCACCUGCUCCCACGUUGGCCACGUUUUCCGGAAGGCCACUCCCUACACGUUCCCGGGAGGCACCGGCCACGUCAUCAACAAGAACAACCGGAGGCUGGCUGAGGUCUGGAUGGACGAGUUCAAGGAUUUCUUCUACAUCAUCUCCCCGGGGGUGGUGAAGGUGGAUUAUGGAGAUGUUUCUGCCAGGAAGGCCCUCCGGGAGAGCCUCCACUGCAAACCCUUCUCCUGGUACCUGGAGAACGUCUACCCCGACUCGCAGAUCCCACGGCGCUACUACUCCCUGGGAGAGAUCAGGAACGUUGAAACCAACCAGUGCUUGGACAACAUGGGCCGCAAGGAGAACGAAAAAGUGGGAUUUUUCAACUGCCACGGCAUGGGAGGGAACCAGGUGUUCUCCUACACGGCGGACAAGGAGAUCCGCACGGACGACCUGUGCCUGGACGUGUCGCGGCUCAACGGCCCCGUGCUCAUGCUCAAGUGCCACCACCUGAGGGGCAACCAGCUCUGGGAGUACGAUGCCGAGUAUUUUGGGAAAUGGGAAUAUAGCUUCGAGAAGCUCACCCUGAGGCACCUGAACAGCAACCAGUGCCUGGCGGAGCCGUCGGAGGAGGACCGGCUGGUGCCCACCAUGCGGGAGUGCGGGCCCGGCCGCGCCCAGCAGUGGCUGCUGCGCAACAUGACCCUGGCCGCCUGAGCCCGCCGCUCCCGCCGUGCUGGAGAGAGCCCAGUCCCGACCCCAGCCGAGUCACGGGGGCUUCCCGGUGCCACAGGCGCCCCUGGACCCCUCGGAGCCUCCGAGUGAUCCAAGGCCUGCUGGUAGCGACUCCAGCGUGCUCCAGAGAUUCCACAGGCACCAUCCGCUGGAGAAGUUGGGAUAUGGAGGUGGGGCUGUCACCACGGAGAGGUGGCCCAGUAUAAAAGGCUUUGUGGCACCAGUUUGGCACUGGGAGCCAUGCUGGGAGGCGUGGCUAGAGCUGGUGGGAUGUGCUGGGCUCUCCUGGAAAAGCUGGAGGAGAUCCUGGAGAAUAUCCUGGAGGACCUUGGGUGUUCUCUCAUGCCCAGCGGGAUUUGGCAGCACCAAAGCUUCCUGGGUUGUGCGGGGAAAAAAUGGGAUCUGGUGCUGGGAAAACCAGGCCAAGACUGCACUUCACCAGGAAUCCCAACAGGAGACACGGGAAUGCCGAGGGGAAGGAACGGCACACACGGGACCUCGCAGUGACACGGAGGGAACUGUCCCCUCCUUGCAUGGGACUGGAAUUGUCCUCUCCAUGGGAAUGGAACUGGGGCCGGAGCUGGGGCUCAGGGAACAGCUGGAAGGACCCAGAGUGCCCCUCUGAGGCCCCAGAGCCUGGAGAGCCUCCAUCCCUCCAUCCCCAACUCAUCCAUGAAUCCCUGCAUCCCGCAGGCCUCAGGCAGAGCUCAGUCCCUGCAUCCCCUCCCAGCUCUGCCUCCAGCUGUUCCCGCUCCCGUAGGAACCACAGAGGCUCCUCUCUGCCUUUGGGAAUUUUGGGGCUCGAUCCUUCUGUGGGCGUGGCUGUUCCCAAAGCGCCGCUGGCACUCGGGAGCUGCUCCCAGCCGGGAUGUGGGGACAGGGCCUGUCCAUGCGGGGACAUUCCCGAAAUGUGUGGGGGACAUUCAUUUGGGGGCCACCCCAAUGCAGCUGUGUCCCUCUCUGGGCUGGGAUUUUGGGAAUUCUCAGUGCCCAGGGGCUUCAGGAGACUGAAAUCCCAGGGCAGCGGGAUCCCAGCAGGCGUAAGUGGGGAAAUACUUCCCAGGAUUUCCCUCACAGUUCCCACAAACCUCUGUAAAUGCACUGGGUCAUUAAAAAUGCCGGUAUUUUCUGUA